UUACUCGUUGCUAGUUGGGCCGGAGUUCCUAGGGUUUUAACUCCUCAUUCAAAAAUCAAAACCCAUAGAUAAUAAUUCGAUCUUCUUCAAUUAGGGACGUUUUCUUCUUCAAUUCCUCCUCCAAUAAUUUAGCUUAGCAACCCGCUCCACCAAUCUGUAUUCACAAUGCCCCAAAACGAGAGUAUUCGCUUCACUUCAUCUUCGCUCAAAAUUCCUUCCCUUCCUCUACGACAGCUGCAAACACAGCCACCACCUCCCUUCCCUUUCCUUUCUCAUAUCUUCACCUCUCAAUUAGCUAAAACAGCAAUCUCUUUCACUAAUUUCAUCGACUCGCUCAUAACUCGUUCUAGAUUACACAUACCUCGCCCCCCCGAUUCCAAAACUCGGAGGUCUAACUUGUUUGCCAACUCACCUCUUAUGUGUUUAGCUUCAUUAUCACUCAAUCGGUCGACAGAUUUAGCUCCUUCCGAGUCACAUAUAAAGUCGCCGAUUCUCUGUUCGGCUUCAUUGUCGGUGAGUCAACCUGCUGAAACGGCGUUGCCCAGCUCAGAAGCCUUGGUGACGCAGCAGAAAGGGGGUGGCGGUGGCGGUGCUGGUGCUCACUCAGCUAGUCGACACGAUGAGGAGAGAGUUUUGAUAAGUGAAGUGUUGGUGAGGAACAAGGACGGCGAGGAGCUCGAGAGGAAGGACCUGGAAGCAGAGGCUUUGGCUGCAUUGAAAGCGUGCCGGGCCAAUUCGGCUCUCACGGUACGCGAGGUUCAGGAGGAUGUACAUAGGAUUAUUGAUAGCGGAUAUUUUUGCUCGUGUAUGCCUGUCGCAGUAGAUACUCGCGAUGGUAUAAGAUUGGUGUUUCAGGUAGAACCAAACCAGGAGUUCCAUGGGCUGGUAUGUGAAGGAGCCAGUGUUCUUCCAACAAAGUUUCUGGAGGAUGCUUUCCGAGGUGGAUAUGGAAAAGUGGUAAAUAUCAGGCAUUUGGAUGAUGUGAUAACUUCCAUCAAUGGCUGGUACAUGGAGCGUGGUCUUUUUGGAUUGGUUUCAGGAGUUGAGAUCCUUUCUGGGGGUAUUAUAAGGUUGCAAGUUGCAGAAGCUGAGGUGAACAACAUUUCCAUACGCUUCCUUGACAGGAAAACUGGCGAGCCAACUAAGGGGAAAACAAAACCUGAAACAAUACUUAGACAACUUACAACUAAGAAGGGACAGGUCUACAGUAUGCUUCAAGGAAAAAGAGAUGUAGAUACUGUGUUAACCAUGGGGAUCAUGGAAGAUGUUAGCAUCAUACCCCAACCUGCUGGAGACACUGGUAAAGUUGAUUUGGUAAUGAAUGUUGUCGAACGUCCGAGUGGAGGUUUCUCUGCUGGUGGAGGAAUAUCUAGUGGGAUUACAAGUGGCCCUCUAUCAGGACUCAUCGGAAGCUUCACCUAUUCUCAUAGGAAUGUUUUUGGAAGAAAUCAGAAACUUAAUAUUUCCUUGGAGAGAGGCCAAAUUGACUCGAUAUUUCGCAUAAACUACACAGACCCAUGGAUUCAAGGUGAUGACAAGCGAACAUCUAGAACUAUUAUGGUUCAGAAUUCGAGAACCCCAGGGAAUCUUGUCCAUGGUAACCAACCUGGUAAUAGUAGUCUUACCAUUGGCCGUGUAACUGCUGGUGUAGAAUUCAGUCGACCACUCAGGCCAAAGUGGAGUGGAACAGCUGGACUUAUUUUUCAGCAUGCUGGUGCUCGUGAUGAAAAAGGAAAUCCAAUCAUUAAGGACCACUAUAGCAGCCCUCUUACUGCAAGUGGCAAGACUCAUGAUGAUAUGCUGCUAGCUAAAUUUGAAAGUGUCUAUACUGGUUCUGGUGACCAUGGUUCUUCAAUGUUUGUAUUGAAUGUAGAACAAGGACUUCCUCUUUGGCCUGAAUGGCUGUUUUUUAACAGAGUAAAUGCACGUGCUAGAAAGGGCAUGGAAAUUGGUCCUGCUCUAUUUCUUCUAAGUUUGUCUGGUGGCCAUGUGGUGGGUAAUUUCUCUCCUCAUGAAGCAUUUGCCAUAGGCGGAACAAACAGUGUGAGAGGAUACGAAGAAGGUGCUGUAGGUUCUGGUCGAUCUUAUGUAGUUGGCUCUGGUGAAAUUUCUUUCCCUGUGUUGGGGCCAGUGGAGGGGGUUUUGUUUACUGACUAUGGAACUGAUCUGGGAUCUGGACCCACUGUGCCUGGUGAUCCUGCUGGGGCAAGGCUGAAGCCUGGAAGUGGAUACGGAUAUGGCUUUGGCAUCCGAGUGGACUCCCCUUUAGGCCCUUUGCGUCUCGAAUAUGCAUUUAAUGACAGGCAUGCAAAGAGGUUUCACUUUGGUGUUGGUCACCGAAAUUAAGGCCCUAUUGCAUCCCCUUAUUUUUAGUUGGGUAUAGUCCCCCCCCUUUUGUUCAAUUAACUGUAGUGGUUGUGUUGUCAAGAUCUGUGUUGCCAGUAAAAUGCUUUUGUUUUAUGUGGUAAUUGUAUUGGUGCCGGCCUUUAAGGCCUGUUGGUUUUUGAAUUUAUGAAGAUGCAUUUACUUUCUCAA
Messenger RNA from Hevea brasiliensis (rubber tree), 2535 nucleotides. RefSeq names its product outer envelope protein 80, chloroplastic. Gene Ontology annotation, biological process: embryo development ending in seed dormancy; chloroplast organization. NCBI's taxonomy places the organism in Eukaryota, Viridiplantae, Streptophyta, Magnoliopsida, Malpighiales, Euphorbiaceae. Gene Ontology annotation, cellular component: outer membrane. The transcript has 16 exons. Bases 166 to 2346 code for a protein of 726 amino acids. The record is from RefSeq and is a predicted model, not a curated record.